GCGUGCAAAGGCGUCCCGGCCAUCCUUCACUUCCGGCUCCUCCUGGCAGGUCGGGGGCAGGGGCGUGCAAAAGCGUGCAAAGGCGUCCCGUGCUGGUGGUGGUGGGCACGUGGCUGUGUGCCUUUGCAGCGGCGCCUUUCCUUCCUCCGGCCGGCAACGGAGCGCUGGGCAGAGCGAGACCCCUGCCCCACUCCCCGGGAGGGUGCUGAGGGGGGGCAAGAUGAGAGCCUCCUGGCCGGGGCUGCGGCGGGCCCUGCAGUUGACCCUGGCCAUCGUCAAGCCCGACGCGGUGGCCCACCCUCUGGUGGGGGAGGCUGUGCAUGAAGCCAUUCUGAACCACAAAUUCUUGAUCGUCCGGACAAAGGACCUUCUCUGGAGUAAGGAGGAGAGUGAAAGGUUCUACCAGGAGCACUCAGGGCGCUUUUUCUACCGGAGGCUGGUGGAGUUCAUGUCCAGUGGCCCCAUGAGGGUUUAUAUCCUGGCUCAUGAGGAAGCCAUCACAUGCUGGAGAUCAUUGAUGGGUCCCACCAAGGUAUAUCGUGCCCGCCACACGGCCCCGGAGUCCAUCCGCGGGACUUUGGGCCUGACCGACACCCGGAACACCGUCCAUGGCUCAGAUUCUGCAGCCUCAGCCAGCAAGGAAAUUGCCUUCUUCUUCCCAGAUUUCAGUGAAGAGGAGUGGUACCAACAGGAGGAGCCACAGCUCCGUAGAGAAACAGUUGGAGCUCACGGGGUCAUCGGUCGCCACCUGAAAGAUGGCUAGAUGGAGCAGGAUUAGCCAGCUUGAAGUUCCUCUCAUGGAUGUCAACUGAGGUUCUGCCGUGACCAGUAGGCGGUCUUCGUGAGCUGAGGCUUCAUUACAGCAUGUGAACUUUGGCGUUGGAAGACGCCCAGUGCAGUGGGGUUUUGCCCCUCUUCCUAUGCCAAAGAUCAGACACACGUGUGUGUGCCAUGUACAGUCUUCACUGAUUCUCACCUUCCCUGGGAUGUUUCACGGAAGGGCAGAGUUGCCAGGAUGGGCUGAGGGGGUUCAGUCCGCAUUGGAGUGCCUGGGACCAAGGAUGACGUCCAGAAGUUGGGACCCUCACCGGGAUAGACCUGCCUCCAAUCUAGAAUGGUCUUGGGUUACUAUCUGGAAGUUGACUCCUGGCAACUGGAAGACCAUCUAAGAAGAACUGGGAGAACUUCUAAGAAAAACUUCUCAGGAGAACUGGACCUCUAAGAAGAUCUGGAAGACCAUCUAAGAAGAACUGGGAGAACUUCUAAGAAGAACUGGAAGUCCAGUUGCCAGGACUCAACUUCCAGGCAACUUUAGGUAGAUGACUUAGAAUUUUUAUUUAGUUCCUGGGUUCUGGGACAGAUUUUAGCCACAUGCCAAAGAGCCUUUCGCCUUGCGGAUUUACACACUGAACCCCUUUGGAGGGGGGGGUGCAGUCUUGCCCCAGGCAGCUGUAAGAUUGACACGCUCCCUCCCCACCUUGUGCUUAAGACUUCUGACCUCUUGCAUAACUGGCUGGGGGAUUCUGGGAGUUGAAGUCUGGGAGUCUUAAAGUUGCGAAGGAUGGGCACCCCUGCCUUAGACUUUGAGUUGUCUAGCAAAGGACCCCAGAAAGUCCCUUCCUUGUGAUCCUCCAAACAUCAUCUCCUCCUUUGGAGAGUUUGGAGUUUGACCUCCUUAUUUUAUAUCUUUCUAAAGUAUUAAACCCAAGAAAGUUGCUUUUUUCCAAAAAAGGAAAGUCUUCACCUGUUCCGCCUUGGCAGUCUCUCCACCCAGACUGUAAAUAAUUGUUAGGAGCUGGGAAGGCAGUAAAGGGUUUUCGCCCUGAAAACCAACACAUAAAUUAGAUUAUUUAUGAGUCUCUCUCCUGCCAACCAAGCGGAUUCUGCUGCUUUUUAGACCCCCGAUGGUCAAAUACAUCCUUGUUCAAUGGAAGGGCUCCAGGCUAGGUGAGGACUCCUGGAACUUCCCCAGGAAUGAAAGAUGAGAUUAUAUUUGCCCAGAGUCCAUAUUAUGAAGGAUUUAAAAAAAAAUAUUAAUUACAUUAAUCCCUAUUUUGGGUACAAAUUCUCCAAACUUAUUUAUCUUAUUGGUAAAUCAUUCCUGUUGUUUCAGGGUUUAUUGGGUUUUGUAUUGGGGUUUUAUUUCUGUAAGCCGCUCAGAGUCACUGGGGGUCAGUUGGGCGGCCUUAUAGAUUUUCUUAAUGAAAUAAAAAUAAAUUGCUAGAUAAGACGAAAAAGUGGCAUCGAAUCUGAGCGAGUGGCAAAGCAUUAGCAAGUUGUCAAGGGACUGGUAAAGAUGCCAACAGGAGGAAUUAAGUGCCCAGGUAGCCAUAAAAACUGCCCAAUCAAAUGAUUUCUAAUCAUGCAUGGGAAUUGGGCUGUGAUUAUUUUAUUUUAUUAUUUUAUAUUUAUUUCAUUUUAUUUAUAUUUUUUAUAUUUUAUUUUUAUUUUGUAUUUUAUCUUCAAAAGAAAAAACAAGAAAGUCUAGUUGCCUCCUGAAAAAGUCACCUUUGGGGCAAGAUUGACCACAAGACCGAGGCUAUCAGAGUAAGACUAGGGGGUUCCUUACCUGGCAAGUGUUGAUCCCUCCUUCCUCAUAGCCAGCACACAAGGUGUGUGGGCUCAUGGCCCCAUUGUACCAAUCGCUGCUGUUGCAUUUCUGGCUGUCCAAGAUGUUCAGUUUGGCUUCCUGCAAGACAUUGGAGGUCCUCACACCUCCGAGUAGAUAAAGGAAGUUGAUGAAUUUGGCUUCUGCCACCUGGUGGAUGCUCACACUUCCUCCCUUCCCCUCUGCCCCAGAUUCCUUUAAGAACCAAGAACAAGACCCCCACAAGUGUCCCGAGAACAAGAACUCUUUAUGAAGCCUCGGCAAGGCCACACCUGGAAUACAGCGUCCAGUUUUGGUCAGCAAAACUACGAAAAAGAUGCUGAGCCUUUUGAGAAAGUGCAGAGAAGAGCAACUAAGAGGAUUAAAGGUGGAUAGUGAUUAAUGUUUAUAUGCAUUUAUAUAUGUUUUCUGAGGUUUUCGCGGGUGUUUGUAUGUAGGUCUUUGGUUAUUCGGGUUUUCUCCCGCGUAAAAUUGGAAGUGUCUUGGCGACGUUUCGACGAAGUCUCAUUCGUCAACUUCAGGCUUCAGCUUCGUGCUUCUGGGAGCAAUGUGUGAUUGCAGCUGUUUCUUCCUUUUUAACUGCUAGUGGGGAUUUGAACUGAUUGGGUGGGAGCUUGUCUGUGCUCUGAUUGGAUGGGGGUUUUUUUGUGCUCUGAUUGGAUGGGGGUGUGUCCUGUUUGGAUGGGGGCUUGGUUGUGUUCAGAUUAGUCUGAGUUGCAGGAACAAAAAGGAAGAAACAGCUGCA
Molecule: messenger RNA, 3353 nt
Organism: Ahaetulla prasina
Lineage: Eukaryota; Metazoa; Chordata; Lepidosauria; Squamata; Colubridae
Gene: NME6
Product: NME/NM23 nucleoside diphosphate kinase 6
Exons: 5
Coding region: 221-763 (180 amino acids)
Biological process (GO): GTP biosynthetic process; UTP biosynthetic process; CTP biosynthetic process
Molecular function (GO): nucleoside diphosphate kinase activity
Source: RefSeq, a predicted model, not a curated record